This is a messenger RNA of Triticum aestivum (bread wheat), 1109 nucleotides long. RefSeq names its product beta-carotene isomerase D27, chloroplastic. Lineage: Eukaryota; Viridiplantae; Streptophyta; Magnoliopsida; Poales; Poaceae. Gene Ontology annotation, molecular function: iron ion binding. The transcript is spliced from 8 exons. The record is from RefSeq and is a predicted model, not a curated record. The coding region runs from base 143 to 970 and encodes 275 amino acids.
AUAAAAGGAAUGAGGGGAGGUCGCUGACGUGUGGGCCUCCGCCGGCUAUCCACCACCACCACGCACUGACUGGUUGAUUCCUACGGUUUGUCACAGGCCAACAGCCGGAGCUCGCUCGCCGGCGCUUGUCCAGUCCACGCACAUGGCGACUCCGACCACGAGCCGUCUCCACGUCCACCUCCUCCCCGCCCUCCCAUCCUGCCCACCUCGCGCUCCGUCCUCCUCAGCCCCAUCAGCUCGGGGACCCAGCCGUCGGCUUGCCUCCCGGCUCUACUGCUCCUCGCCGCCGGUGGAAGCGCCGCCGUCCGGCAAGGGCGGCGAGUACCGGCCCUCCUUCGCCGACGACUUCCUCCUCGUCUUCUUCCGGGCCAAGAUGGUGGAGGAGGUUGGGUGGGAUUCUCAAAAGCCUGGAUACGACGGGCUGAUUGAAGUUGCGAAUCGCCUUAUGAUCAAGGGGAAGAAUGCUUCGGAGACUGAGCAAUCAGCUGUCCGAGUACUCCAGGCACUAUUCCCCCCUCUGUUGCUAGUCCUUUUCAAAGCACUUUUAGCACCAAUUGCUAAUGGCCAACUUGCAUCCAUGAUGGUAGCUAGAGCAACAGCGCUUUCUUGCCAAUGGCUGAUGGGCACAUGUUCAGUGAAUUCUGUGGCACUGCCCAAUGGGAAGUCGUUGUCAAGUGGGGUGUUUGUCGAGAAGUGUAAAUAUUUGGAAGAGAGCAAAUGUCUUGGCAUUUGUAUCAAUACGUGCAAACUGCCAACCCAGACCUUCUUCAACGAUCACAUGGGCGUCGAUUUGUAUAUGGAGCCAAAUUUUGAAGACUAUAGCUGCCAGUUCAACUUUGGAGUUCCACCCCCACCUAUCGACACCGACAAGGCCCUGAAGGAACCAUGCUUGGACAUAUGCACAAACGCGAGACGGCGCAGAGAGCUUGGCAGCAGCGGUGGCCCAGAUGGUCUAUGCCCCCAGGUUUGAUCUGCUGUUUCCCGAAGUAUGUAUGCUCCCUCCAUUCCAUAAUGUAGUGUCUAUAGAUUUUUUGGAAAGUCAAACAUUGUAAUCAAGUUUGUAGAGAAAACUAUUUACAUUUACAGUACCAAAUAUAUAAAAUAUGAAA